Messenger RNA from Beauveria bassiana ARSEF 2860, 447 nucleotides. Its product is annotated as ABC transporter. The transcript is spliced from 2 exons. NCBI's taxonomy places the organism in Eukaryota, Fungi, Ascomycota, Sordariomycetes, Hypocreales, Cordycipitaceae. Gene Ontology annotation, biological process: transmembrane transport. The record is from RefSeq and is a predicted model, not a curated record. Gene Ontology annotation, molecular function: ATPase-coupled transmembrane transporter activity. The coding region runs from base 1 to 447 and encodes 148 amino acids. Gene Ontology annotation, cellular component: membrane.
AUGGAUCCUACAGGCAAAUCUUCGGACAACGAUAUCAUCAGAGCGCUAGACCGUGUACAGCUUUGGAGUAUCAUUUCAGAGACGGAUGGUAACUUGUCAGCGCAGAUGGAUGUCGAUGUGUGGUCCGCUGGGCAGAAACAGCUUUUGUGUCUUGCACGGGCGAUGGAACAUGCCAAAGAUGGUGAAGGCUCAAUAGACACGAUGAUGAAAUCUGACGAGCAAGUAGUGUUGACAGCAAAAACAGAGGCACUCAUGCAGGACACGAUAGACGAGAUCUUUCAGGACUGCAUUAUCAUUGCGAUCAUGCACCGCCUGACCCACAUUACUCGGUACGACGAGGUUGCUGUUGUGGAUGAGGGGCAUUUGAUGGAACAUGGUGCCCCCCAGCCUUUUGCUGAGUCGAGACUCGAGGCUCGCUCAAUUAGACAGGCUGAAGGUGUAAAUUAA